AUGGAAAAAUUACUCCAAUGGAAAGGUCGAAGUUGGUAUGGAAUGUCAGAAAUUCUUCCGUAUUUAUAUUUGGGUGGUUUACGUGAUGCGAAUGAUGUAGAGCAACUGAAAGAGAAACAAAUCAGUUAUAUGGUAUCGAUACAUGAGUUGAGCGGGCGUACUAACAGCACUUUAAAGGAUCUAAAUAUUUUGCGCAUACAUAUGGCGGAUAUACCUGAAGCAAAUAUUAGCGAACAUUUCGCAGAAACCGCUGAAUUUAUCCAUCAUGCUCGUUUAUCGAAAAAGUCAGUACUUGUACAUUGCAUUGCCGGAGUUAGCCGUAGUGUAUGCAUUGUAGCAUCGUAUCUUAUUGCUGCUUGCGAUAUGAGUUAUGCUUCUGCUUUGGCAUACAUCGUCAGUAAACGACCCUGUGCUAAUCCAAAUUUCGGAUUUCGCAUGCAGCUUGCAAAAUAUGCAGGAAAAGGGAGUCUGUUAGGAAUAACGAUGAGAAACCAGUUUGAUAUUGAAGCAUUUGAUGAAUUGAAAGCAAAUGAUAAAAAGAUGCUGUUAUUGGGCUAUUCUGCAGCUUCACUAUCGGGUACUCCAGAUGAAUCAGUUGUAUGCAAAGAUACUAAAUCUCCUUCGUCUACCUUUAUAAAAAAAGAGCUCAUCGAAUAUGUGGAGUGUCAGAAUAAUCCAGCGGGUAGGUCGAUCUUUAACGACUCCAAUAUCAGCUUCAUUGAUCAGUAA
This is a messenger RNA of Cercopithifilaria johnstoni, 729 nucleotides long. The record is from the annotation of a GenBank genome assembly. NCBI's taxonomy places the organism in Eukaryota, Metazoa, Nematoda, Chromadorea, Rhabditida, Onchocercidae.